Coregonus clupeaformis (lake whitefish) is the source of this 1119-nucleotide messenger RNA. RefSeq names its product oleoyl-ACP hydrolase (gene olah). The record is from RefSeq and is a predicted model, not a curated record. The transcript is spliced from 7 exons. Gene Ontology annotation, biological process: lipid biosynthetic process. Bases 89 to 850 code for a protein of 253 amino acids. Lineage: Eukaryota; Metazoa; Chordata; Actinopteri; Salmoniformes; Salmonidae.
AAGUGAAGUGAGAUGUCCAUUUAGUAAACUACAUGAAGUGUAAGAACUGGAUCUGGCAGUAAAGUGACCAAAAUCCAAACAAACAUGAAUGGACAAGGUGAUCAACUGCUUCAGUAAGAGACCUGAUGCCAUGGCCAGACUGAUAUGCUUCCCAUGGGCAGGAGGAGGCUCCAUACACUAUGCACGCUGGGGGAAAAUCCUCAGCUCCAUUGAAGUGUUUGCUGUUAAACUUCCUGGCAGGGAGGCUCGAGCCAAAGAGCCCUUCUUUCAAAGCAUGGAGCAGAUUGUUGAUGAGAUCAUCAAUGUGCUGCUGCCGGUGCUCAAAGAGAAGCCGUUUGCCCUCUUUGGCCACAGCUUUGGCGCCAUGACCAGCUUUGCUAUAGCAGAUACUUUGAAAAGAGUCCACAAGCUGGAACCAAUUCACAUCUUCCUGUCUGGUGCCUCUGCACCCUACUCUGAGAUGCGUAUCCAAGCCCCAAAUAGAAGUGAUUUAUCAGACGAGGAAUUCCUCCAGUGGAUGACCAGGAUUGGUGGGACUCCCCCCGAGUUACUGGCCAAUUCUGAGGUGGUAAAGCUCUUCCUGCCUGCGCUGAAAGCCGACCUCCACGUGGUAGAGAACUACAGGUGCGACAGGCCAGACAGUCCUCUCCUCUCCUGCCCAGUCACAUGCUUUGAUGGAAAGCAGGACAUGCCUCAUGACUUACAAGCAUGGAAAGACAUAUCAUCUGGAGAUUUUACAGUGCAAAUGCUACCUGGAGCUCACUUUUAUUUAAAAGAUGCAGCCAAUGAGAAGGUCAUAUUGGACUACAUCACAAAGUAUCUGGAGAUGGCGGAAAUUGACUACUUGUAGCUAUGAAGGGCGCAGUGGCAGUGACACAACCAGUUUUACUUAGUUUUUGAAGAAUAGGAGUCCAAGAAGCAUUUCAACAGUAGUAUCAUUGGUAACAGUCAGGUCACUCACUGCAAUUCCUGCCUACAAAAUAUCAUUACUUUUUCUAUGCCUUGGAGCAAUAAUGCAAAUGAUGGAAGUAGGGUUUGUUGACCAUGUGAAUCUAGCCAAUGUAAUUACUAUUUUAAGAGUGAGGUAAGUUGUAUUACAGUUUAAAAUGGAAACAGACA